UUCACGAGGCAAAGACAGGAAGCGCCGACGCGCGCCCACUCACCGCAUGCUUUGAUUCAACUCGCGCUUCUCUGACGACAUAAUAUACACAGCUUGCUUGUUUUUGGCGGCAGAACUGUCAAAAGUGACGUUUUAGCACGUGCUCGAAGUGCUCGUCCUGUGUGAGACUCUACUUUCGUGGUGGUUAUUAUUAUUAUUUGUUGGUUUGUUUUUAAUUUAAGAAGCUAAGUGAGCGCUUCUUCGUUCAUUGGACUGUGUUUAUUUUUCUUGAAAUGACUGGGAAAUUUUUUGACUGCUUGUGAAUUGACGAAUCAAGACGGGUUCCUUCAACGAGGAGUUUUAUUCUAGGUUAAACAAUUCCGACGAAUCAGGAUGCGAGGCUGACAUGGCAGAAGGUAGCGUCGAGGAAGACAGUAACGAAAUGUUAGGUCCUACUUUAGCACCCGUUCUUCAUACCAUGCAAACUUCAACCCCAUCAAAUUUAAGCUGUAAAGAAGAAGAGGAGAGCGAUUGUGAUAGCAGUAUCGGAUCGCCGGAACCUGCAAUGGGAGCUGAAAAUGGUACCGACUUAACCAUAGCAUCUAAACAACUACACAAUCGCCUAGAAGAAACUAGUCAGACUGAAUCUAAGAUGGCCACUAGUAUAUCGCCUACGUCACAUUUGAACGGAGCCAUGGCUGGUUUGGUGACUCUACAAAAUCUCCAAAAUUUAGCAUCUCUACAAAACCUUCCUCAAGUGGCUUCGCUGGCGGCAGGACUGUCGAAUAUGGCCAACCUCUCUAGUAAUCCCGUUGUAAAUGCCCCCCUUAAUUUAAGUGUUAGCGCGUCAGCAACCAUACCUAGGAGUACUCAACCAAGUACAAUAGCAGAAACGCCGCCUAGUAUCAUGACUACUACGAUGAAUACCCAACCUCCCCCUCCACCUCCCUCUUCCAUGGCACCUCCUAGUAGUACUCUAAUGGGUUCCCAGCAACCGGCAGUGAUGCCCCAGUUUAUUUUAGCGUCAGGUCAACUAGUCCAGGGAAUUCAGGGGGCACAGUUACUUAUACCUACUUCUCAAGGUUUAGCAACCCAAACUAUUCUGACAAUCCCAGUUAACCAUGUAAAUAGUUCGGACCAGAUGGUUAAUCUGGCACUAAAUAAUGGACAAGUGAUGCAGACAUCUUUAGCCAAUUUGCAAGCCAUGGCUCAAACUAAUUUAUUAACUAAUCCCACUAAUCCAGUACCUCCAACAUCAAAUGGGACGAUAAAUCCAAACCUCCUUAAUCCCGCCACUCUAACCCACCUUCUCUCUAACGGCUCCGCACAGCAGCUACUUCAAUCACUUCCCCAGCUCCUCAGCAACCACCAUCAUACAAACCCUAAUCCAUCACCUUUAAUAAACCCCCUAACUCAACCGAUACUUCCUAACCGGUCACCCCUACUGAACACUUCCCCCAUGAUGAACUCAUCUCCCCCUCAAUCAAGCCAAACCAGAAACCAAAUGAACGUGCCGAACAUGGGUUCAUCGCCAUUAUCAUCAGUUCCUUUGGGUUCCACGUCAAUGGGUACUGCUCCGAGUCAUUUGGUAACAAGCCAAAGUAGUCACUAUGUAGAUACUAAAAUGCAUGGAACCAAUUUAAGCAACAUUCCGAGAAAUCCCUCACCAGGAGAUAAUAAUUGUAGAAUUAAUGGAGAAAUUAGUAUUAAUACCAACCAUGGAAGUAUUUCUAGUCAGGCCAUGAAGAGGUCGCCAAGUUCUCUUUCGCCCAAUUGUACUGACAACUCCACUGCUGACUUACUAGUUGAUUCACCGAAUCAACCUACCAUAAACCAAACAAACUCCAACGUUGUAGACGGUAUAAACUUGGACGAAAUCAAAGAUUUUGCCAAGGCUUUCAAACUAAGAAGGCUAUCUCUAGGUUUAACUCAGACGCAAGUGGGACAAGCUCUUAGCGUAACGGAAGGACCAGCGUACAGUCAGAGUGCUAUUUGCAGUGCCCUGGCUUCUCAGAUGUUUGCCGCAGCGCAACUAUCAACUCAGCAGCAAGCAAUGUUCGAAAAAUUAGACAUCACACCCAAGAGCGCUCAAAAAAUCAAGCCUGUUCUAGAAAGGUGGAUGAAAGAAGCCGAGGACAGGUACAAAAGUGGUCAAAAUCACCUCACAGAUUUCAUCGGUAUAGAACCUUCGAAAAAAAGAAAAAGGAGGACCUCUUUCACACCUCAGGCUUUAGAACUUUUGAAUGCACAUUUUGAAAGGAACACCCACCCGUCAGGUACCGAAAUAACAGGUCUAGCACACCAGCUCGGCUAUGAAAGAGAAGUGAUACGAAUUUGGUUCUGUAACAAACGACAGGCUCUCAAGAACACCGUGAGGAUGAUGUCCAAAGGGAUGGUUUAAGUCUGUGAUUUCUCUAAACAAAAAACAAUGUAAAUAGACUCUGUCGAACAAAAUUUGUAAAAAUGUAUAUUAUGUACAAAAAAAUGGAUCGGAACACAAUGAAAAGUAUAUUAUUGUCAGACGAUUUUUAUCUAGUAGGGAUAAUUUAUUUCAAUGUGUAUCUAUGAAACAAAGUGUUAUAUUGAUCAAUUGAAAAUGAGUAGGUAUCAUUUAGAAAUAAUUUAUAAUUUUCUUGGCAAAUAAUUUUUAAUUUAAUGUAUUUAAUUUAUUUAAUUAAUAUAUUUUCCGAAAAAUAAUUUUUACCUGCUAAUAUUUUGAAACAGAAUAUAGAACAAUUAGUCCAGAGAAAUAAGAUUUUUCUCGUGACACAUCCCCCUCCAGGCCGAAACAAAAUUUUUUGAGUAGUAUGGACAUCUAUAAUAAUAACCUAUACGCUCUGAGCUUCGCUGGUGGCGCUCCUAGCGGAUUACUAAUUCAACUUUCACCGGUAAUUUUUAAAUUUAUUAUUUAAUUUUUGUCGCUUAACAUUUACAACGCAAAAAAGUAAUUCAAUUGUAAUCGAUUUUUUUUAAGAUUUUGCUAAUCAUUUUGACGUUCUAUUGAUAAAAUAUAAUUUCUUCCUUCGGAUACUUUCACCAUUAUCGUGUAGAUGGCGCUAAGAUUUUUAGAUUAAAUUAUAAUUACAUAUUACGCAACAUUAAAAAAACUUAAAUUCAGUAUUUAAAACGUAAGUAUAUUUAAGAUAAAAAUAUAUACCACAGCUUUGACCAACUAAUAUUUUUUAUGAUUAAUGUUUUUAAUUUUAAUUUUAAAUUAAUCACUUUGACAUUUAUGUCAAAUUUCCGGUAAACGUUUACAAGCUUGCCACUACUGGCGCUCGCGAAUUUGUAAAUAUCCCCUCUACGUACGAGCUCACAGCGUAUAUGUUUCCUGCAGCCGAUUUUGAUGAUAUACAUAGUUAUAAACAAAUGAAGGUCAAAAAACGGUAAAUUUUCGCUUUUUUCGUCUAUUACUAAAAAGUGAAGCAUUCUAAACAAAUUUGAGAAUAAGGAACUUAUAAAUCAUAUAAAAAGCUUCAAUAUGACGUUCGCUGAAUAUGUCUAUCCUUAUUUGUUGCUUAGAAAAUUGCAAAAUAAGUCAUAAAUUUUGAGAUUUUAUAAAUGUUCAUAACUUAUGUAAAAAUUAAGUUAGAACCUUCUUAUUGCAUGGAAUGCUGAGACUUCUUGUACUUAAAUUAUAUUUUAAAUUUCAAAGCUAUUGGUCAAAUAGUUUAAAAGUUAUUUAACUUGUUUAUCCCAAAUUCAUUUUUUUUUUGCAACACUAUAAGUCAGAAAAUUAUGAGGUUAUAGUAAUACUUAAGACAGUUUAUGAAAGAACAACAUUUAUGCUAUUAACUUAAUUAAAAAAAAUGACAAAAAGUAAUUUUAAACAGUGUAAAUUUAUUUUGCAAAACAUGUCGAUUAUUUGCUUACUUAUAAACAAUUAGAAUAACUUUUUAACCGUUACCCGUAGAAAAAUUAUUUUUCAUAUUUAGAAAGACUGAAUUUUUAUACACAUUUAGAAACAAAAACUUAGUCUUAGGGACAAAGUUAGCGUUUUUUUAAUUCACCCCCCCCCCCGUUUUUUUAAUUCACAUGUUCUUGCAAAUAUUUUUGCAAUAUUUAUAAUUGUUUUUUGUCAUUUUUUAAAUUAAAUUAAUAGUGUAAAUCUUCUUCUUUCAUAAACUAUCCAAAGUAUUACUGUAACUUCAUCAUUUUCUGACCUAUAGUGUUGCAAAAAAAAUAAUUUGGGAUAAACAAAUUAAAUAACUUUUAAACUAUUUGACCAAUUGCUUUGAAAUUUAGGGUAUGAUUUAAGCACCAGCCAGAAGUCUCAGCAUUUCGUGUAAUAAAAAAGUUCUAAGUUAAUUUUUACAUAGGUUAUGAAUAUUUAUAAAAACUCAAAAUGUAUGAUUUAUUUUGCAAUUUUCUAAGCAACCAAUAAGGAUAGACAUAUUCAGCGAACGCCAUAUUGAAGUUUUUUAUACGAUUUAUGAGUUUCUUACUUUCAAAUUAGUUUAAAAUGCUUAACUUUUUGAUAAUAGACGAAAAAAUCUAAAGUUUGCCGUUUUUUAAUCUCCAUUUGUUUAUAACUAUGUAUAUCAUCAAAAUCGGCUGCAUAAAACAUACAGGGUAUUAUUAUAGAUGUCUAUACUACUCAAAAAAUUUGGUUUCGGCCUGGAUGGGGAUGUGUCACGAGAAAAAUCUUAUUUCUCUGGACUAUAUAUUUUCAUUAAUAUAAUCCCCGUUAAAAGAAAACGUUCUUCAAAAUAUAGAUGAUAUUUAAAAUAGAAGAAGAAAGAGGUGCAGAAGAAUGAGGCGAUGAAGGAAGGUAGAAAGAGACAGAAGAAAUACUUGAUAAGUUAAAUUUCCAAAAUUACUUAAAAAUGUUAGUGUGUCAAAAAAACAGCUUUUUUAGUUCUAUCCUAUUCAAUGCAAAUCCAAUAAUGAGCUGUUUCUUUUUAUUGCGAAAGUGUUCCUUUUUAUUUAGCAGAUAGUCAAAAAUUAAAUCGUCACUAGGUUAUCUUACCUUAAACCACCCUAGCAAUACUUUACCUUUUUUUUAGCAAUACAAAACUGCAUAAUACACUAUACAGGCUGAUAGUCCUAGUCCUGGAUCCCACGUACCAAAGAAAAGUUUAUUAAUAACAAGCUAGACAUUUGUUCAUAGCUUAACGGUGUCAAGUCGGACAAACUUUGAUGUAUGGGAACACUGGAACAGGGAAGUUUUAAUUGUGGAACGUGAUUUUAAUUGUGGAACGUGUCAUCCUGACAAGUUUAAGAUUGUUUAAACUAGCAGGUUGUUUUUAAGUUUAUUCAAUAGCAAACUUUAUAAAAAAAUGUUUGUCCGACAAAUAUGUUGGGCAUUUUAAUAAGUCCGACACGUAGAACAUCUCAAAUGACAAGAAUUAUGUUGGUGAUAAAUAGCAGUCAGAUUUUUGCAUAAGAGCUUAAUGUAAGGGUAAAAAAUCAAUUGGAAGUUCUGUCCGACAAAAUCAAUGGGAAUUUUUGGUACUCCGAUAGUCUGACGUUCGAAACCUGUAAGAUAUAGACAAAAAUGCUUGCUAUUAACAAACUUUUGUUUGGUAUGCGGGAUCCAGGACUAUCCCUGUUCUCACAUAUGGAUCACAAGCAUGGACGUUAGAAAAAUUUGACGGACCCUAUCUAUCGACUUUUGAAAGAAAUGAGCAAAAUAUUUCUAGAAGUCUGUAAAAAACGAUGUUUCGAAGUCAUUUCUUGUAAAUAAUUUAAUUUUAUAUUAUUUUCCAAGGAAACUGUAAUUUUAUUCGCACUUCUCUAUUUUUAUUUUUUUAAUUUGUGUUUUAAAUUUGUACUUAAAAUUUUCCCGUUGGUUCAACUACACAAAUUCUUUUUUAGGGAUAACUUGUAAUAAUUGACCUGUUGAAAUUUUAAAACUACUGGAUCCUUUUGAAAUAUUGUUAAGGAAUCGAAACAUAGAUUAUAAGGAAACCAAGAAAUUGUAAUAUUAAUAUUUUUCUAAUAAAAUCAACCUAUGUAUACGAUUUAAAGAUGUUUAACAUAUCUAAAAUGAAAGUAUACGAUUUGAGUUCUAGAUUAAAUAUUUUAAAAAAGGUUAUUUUUCAUGUAAUUUUUAUAUAUUUUUAAUGUUUAAUUCUAUGUUCUUGGCAUAUAUUUUAAUUGCAAAAUAACAAAUAAGUUCCAUAAAAUAAUGUUAUUGCUAUAAUUUGAUAGUAGCAGGAAUAAAGCAGGUUACCUUUCCAUGGGGGACAACUAUUUAUUCAACAUUUUGUUUGUGCAUGUAAGUUAGAUUAUUUUAAAAGAAUUGGACAGUAUCCCAAUAUAAUCCUUCUUAUACGUCAGUUUGCUCUCGACAUUUAUUCAGUGGCGUAUAUGAGUUGGGGAUUCGACAUGCACUGUAUAAGACAUAAAAGUAAGAAACAUAUCCCAACAGUUAAUUCGUUAGGGACGACACAAACAAAUAAGAAUAAUGCCGAGAAGAAGUUAAUCGGCACAAUCAUCAUCAUCAUCAUCAUCAUUGGCUCGACAGCCCUUUCUGGGUCUUGGCCUGUUCAAGGAUUCUUCUCCACUCUGAUCUGUUUCGUGCUUUUUUUCUCCAGUUUUUUAUUUUUAAGGUUUUUAUAUCAUUUUCUAUGUGUUCUAAAUAUCUCAGCUUCGGUCUUCCUCUUGUUCUUUUUCCUACUGGCAUCUGUUUGAAUAUUUUGUUUGGUAUUUCGCCUUCUUCCAUUCUUUUAAUCGGCACAAUAGUAGUAGGGAAAUUCUAAUAUAUAUUUUUCUCAACAUCAUAAAAUUAAAGCAAUUGAUAUAAUUUUUAUAUAACCAGAUCAGAAAUGGGAUAUUUCUGUUCAAUAAGUGCAUUUUUAUUUCAUAUAUAUGUUCAGAAGUAUACCACAUAUAACUAACAUAGUAUGCAGUAGGUAUAGUACAUGCCAACAACAUAUAAAAAAUUAUAAUAAUUACCUUUUUUAAGAAAUGAAACACAUUCAAGAAUAUUAGUAAAGAUGAUAAUAUAUGUUUUUUAGAUAUAGUCGGUUCGCUAAUCUCAGACACAACUGUCUAGUAAUUUUAGUAAUUAUUUUUUUUGCGAAGUUAGUUACAUUUUGACAAACUAGACGUGGCCGGAAAUUAAUUUACAACCCAACACAUGUACUCAUAGCCAAUAUUAAGAGUAAACAAUCAAUGAAACAACAAUAACACUAAUAUCUAAUAAUAUAAACAGCGCGAUACAAUUAUUUACUAUAAUAAUAUGUUAAAUUAUAACAACUGAAACUAUAUAUUUUGAAGAAAAAAACAUUUUUGAUAUAUAUUUUGAAUAUAUACCGAAAAUUUUACGAGUUUAGUAUACACACUAUUUCUAAUAAUUCUUCUUUUUUUAAUGAAAGAAUUAUGUAAUAACAAGUUUAUUUGAGCUGUUAAUAGUGUGAGGCAGGUAUUUUUGUGUUAUAUGUUUCCAACUCUGAAUCUGUGAAAAUAUGUCUGAGUUGAGCGAACGAACUUUAUGUAACAGUUGAUCCUUUUACUCUUUCUGUUCUUGACACAAUACGUGACAUUUUGACAUCAUCAUUGACAAUUUACGUUACAUACGACGUGAAACGUGACAUUGACAUGACAUUUUGACAUAAUUAGACGCCAUAUUCCUUUCCAACGUCACCCCAUGCGAUCCAUAAAAUCUUUUUAAAAACAGUUUCAAAGAGAAAAAAAUGUUUAUAAAAGAGCCUAAACAAUAAAAAAAACAAAUAAAAAUGAUUGAAGGUGUUUCAUGAUAAUAUCUUUCAAUUCCUUGUAUAUUUAAUUUAUUAAAGAUCUCAUGAAGAUUUGUAAAUUUCUAUGUAAAAUUAUUCUAAGUAAGGGAUGGUAAGUUUAGUGUCCAGAAAUAAAUCUCAUUAUUGAUCUAACAAUAUUCUUACAUUUUGGUAUGUCAUUUAAGUUACUUUAAAUGAUUAAAUUUUACAAUUUAUAGUAGAAAAUAAUAACUUUUUUGCCUCUAUUAAUUUCCAGGAUUCGUUGAAUAACAAAUUAUAUUAAUGGUUCAACACUAAUUUCUAUGAAAUUCUUUCACUGGGGAUUUUCGUUCGAAAUUUUUGCGUUCUUUUUGUAACUAUGUUCGAGGUUAAAAGUUAUUUUCAAUUUUUUGCUGCUGCUUCCAGAGCCGUAAACAAUAGGACCAAGUUCGCCUUUCUUCUUGCUAUGAUAUCGAUGUCGUCUGCAUACGCUAGUAUUUGUACACUCCUAUUAAUAGUGGUUCCCCUUGUUGUUAUUCCAGAUUCUCUAAUAUCUACCACAGUAGGAUAUCUCCCUGUCGAAGUCAUAAUAUAUGUGUCUGGAAUAUUCUUGAUACUCCGUUAUGCACUCUAACCUUAAUUAUAACACUCGAUUGUUAAGAGGGUUGCUUUCACCAGUUUUACUAACUGUAUUGUGAUAUCGAAUUCUAUCAUGGCCUUGUAUAGUGCGUUUCUGUCUACACUGUCAUAGACACAUCUAAAAUCCACAAACAAACGGGAAGUAUCAAUUCCUUUGUUGGGAUGUGUCGUGUUGGUCCUUAAGGUACGGAAAAAGGGCCAACUCUCGAACUUAGGAAAAACACUGAAUCUACAGUAUACUUUUAUUUAAAGAUACAACGUCCAUAAGCGUAGGACUUACGGAGGUGUUGUUUCACGGGAUAUCGUUCAGACACCCAUCUCGAACAAUGCUAACUAUAAUAAUAAUCGAUACUUAACCCCUCCUCGGGCUUUUUAUGUCUUCCUUUAUCUUGGACUUUGAAAUUAGAUUAUACGUGAGCAACGCUUCGUAUUCGCAAGGUUACCCAAACAAACUACAUCAAUUAGCUACAUUAUCAACCUUCGCUUUGUUUGUUAUUAUAGAACCAACACCUCGUUAACGACCUACUUACGCUUAAAUCAUUAUAUACAUUUUAGGAUACAUAUAUUAUAAAGUAAGGGUUUUCCCUUACUGUACAAAUGUUAUCUUUCUCUCUUUGGUCUUCCAUGCUUUCGAGCUGGAUUUCUGCACCUUGCAACCUCAUUUAGUCUACCCUUCUUUCUAGUAGCUGGUCCUGGUUACCAAUUAUGUCUCCUGUUCUGUUUUUAACUAUUGAUAGUCUAGAUUUGAAUUCCUUUAUGUUUUGGUUAACCAUCUUGUAGAAUUUUUGGGUCUCCAUUUGUGUGUUAUACUUAUCUAGUUGUUUCAGUUGGUUUUCUAUAUGCUCCUUCUUUCUUUUCAGUAUUUGUUUUUCGUCUCGUCUCGGCUGCCUAUAGGGACCGUGCAGAUUCGGAAGAGCGAUACCUGGUUUCAUAGCUCAGCAACAUUUUUACCACUUUUAAUUAUAUUUGCCAAUUAUAUUAGUCCUGGUUGCUAUAUAAUUGUCAACGCCAUAGGAAAUAACGCCAAAAAAGAUAAGAAGAAAAAAUAAGAUUGAGGUAAAAGGGUAAAAUUAUUAAAAGGUAAACAUUGUACUACAAGCAAAAUACCAUUGAUUAAAUUCACUUUAAUAAUUGCAUAUCAUAUAAAUAUUGUGGAACAACAUAUAAUUUUUACAAUUUAUAACACACCCUUGCGAAAUCCCAUUUUCGUCAAUGACAGUAGGUAUGAAAUAUACUACGUCAAUUUGACAAUUUCAAUUAACAAUAGGUUUGUUCCAACUCGAUACAAACCGUUCUUGAAUCGUUACGCUCAUGCGCAAUAACGAAUAAUUAUGCGCAGUAACACAUUUUUCGUUACUGCGCAUACUCGUAACCGUUCAAGAACGGUUUUGUAUCGAGUUGGAACAAACCUAAUAUGAAUUAUUUAAGAAAUAUAUGUUAAGAAAGUUGCAAGAUUCGUCCGCUAUUCGCGCACGAUCGUUUCUCGUAUCCCCUCCAAGUACUUGCACACAGCGAAUACUCUUCCUCUACUUGUCUCGUUCUCCGUUCUUGGAGCCUUGUAUGUGUUUGAUUUUCUCUACGCGUUACUUAUGUACAUUCCUAAUCGUACAAGUCCGAUGCUUUGGGAAUUGUCCAUGUGAAGAUCAUGCUUGAAGCUUUAUAAGUAAUAUCUUGCAGAUGUUUUCCAGUCAUAAAUAUUAAAAAACUAAAAUUUUAUUUAUAUAUUUUUGAAUUUCUGGACACGAAUCUUCCUUACAUCCCCGAAAGAAACCAAAGUUCCUAUUAGGAUUAAGAAUAAAUGUACGAUGUAAAUACUUGUAGAUUAUUAAGAAUUGUAGUAAAUUUUUAGCAAUAUCAACAUGUGUCAGAUUAGAUAUCUAUUGUGACGUAAUUUAGCGAAACUUCCUGUAAAAUAUUCUAAUUAAGUGGAAGAUAAAGAAUCGUACUUGUUCGUAUGUAGAUGUAAACAGAAUAAAAACAUUGUGCUAUAAGUG
This is a messenger RNA of Diabrotica virgifera virgifera (western corn rootworm), 10273 nucleotides long. It is a transcript of the gene pdm3, whose product is annotated as POU domain, class 6, transcription factor 2. The transcript has 12 exons. Gene Ontology annotation, biological process: regulation of transcription by RNA polymerase II. Gene Ontology annotation, molecular function: RNA polymerase II cis-regulatory region sequence-specific DNA binding; DNA-binding transcription factor activity, RNA polymerase II-specific. The record is from RefSeq and is a predicted model, not a curated record. The coding region runs from base 386 to 2380 and encodes 664 amino acids. Lineage: Eukaryota; Metazoa; Arthropoda; Insecta; Coleoptera; Chrysomelidae.